Messenger RNA from Lichtheimia ornata, 1320 nucleotides. RefSeq lists its product as uncharacterized. Gene Ontology annotation, molecular function: chitinase activity; chitin binding. Lineage: Eukaryota; Fungi; Mucoromycota; Mucoromycetes; Mucorales; Lichtheimiaceae. The transcript has 4 exons. The record is from RefSeq and is a predicted model, not a curated record. The coding region runs from base 1 to 1320 and encodes 439 amino acids. Gene Ontology annotation, cellular component: extracellular region. Gene Ontology annotation, biological process: chitin catabolic process; carbohydrate metabolic process.
AUGACGACGUCUAUCUCGAGGACAGAUAAACGUUCACUGCUAUGCACUUUGAUACUUGUACCUUUGGUUGUUGUGCUGCUGGUGCUCAGCUGGUUCCGUGGUGGGAUUCCUAAUCAGCAAAAUGAGCCAUCUUCUCCCGAGGAUUCCGUUCAUCCUACUGAGCAUGUUGUCGCCGGCUACUUUGUCGACUGGGCGAUCUAUGAUCGAGGAUAUGGUGUUGCUGAUCUUGCCAAGGAAAGUGAUAAGCUUUCUCAUGUACUCUAUGCCUUUGCCAAUUUGAUGGAUGAUGGCACGAUAGUGCUCGGGGAUGAUUGGGCUGACAAGGACAAGCAUUUCACUGAAGAUGAGACGUUUAAUCAUCAACCUGAUAAUUGGAAUGAUAUUGGCACCAAUUUGUAUGGCAAUCUAAAGCAAUUGUAUCUCCUCAAGCAACGCAAUCGCAAUCUCAAGGUGUCAUUAAGUGUUGGCGGAUGGUCGUGGAGCACCAAUUUUACCACUGUUGCCAAGGAUCCUGCCAAGCGUGCUCGUUUUGCCGAAUCAGCUCUUCAACAUGUACAAGACUAUGGCCUCGAUGGAUUGGACGUUGACUGGGAACACCCAAAGGACGAUGAAGAAGCACAAGCCUAUGUUGAUCUCCUUCAUGAUUUGCGUGAAAAGCUUACCAACAAGUAUCUUAUUUCGGUUGCUGUGUCUUCGGGUGCCGAGGUGUAUCGUAAAAUGCAUCUCAAGGAUAUGGCUCAGCAUUUGGAUUUCUUUUACAUCAUGGCCUAUGAUCUUGCAGGUGCCUGGGAUCCUGUCAUUGGACAUCAAGCUGCACUCUAUGGUACGCUUUCGGUCAAAUCCGCCAUUGACGAUUACUUGGCUGCUGGUGUACCUGCACAAAAGAUCAUCAUGGGUAUCCCUGCUUAUGGACGUGCAUUUUCAAAGGUCAAGAGUGCCAAACCUGGCAGCAGCUUUAACGGUGUGCCUCAAGGAUCAUGGGAAGAAGGCUCAUUUGAUUACAAGGAUUUACCUCGUCCUGGUGCCACUGAACAUAUUGAUGAGGAAGCCAUGGCAUCAUACUCAUACGAUCCCAAAAAGCACGAGUUUGUUACAUACGAUAACCCGUACAUUGUCGAAAAGAAGUGCGAUCUUGUUCGUGAAUUAGGAUUGGGCGGCGUCAUGUUUUGGGAGCUUUCGGCUGACAACCAUGGAUCUGAAGACCGAAGCUUGUUGUACGCUGCAUCCCGUGCCUUUGGUGGAAACAUUGAUACCACACGCAACCAUUUGGAUUACCCACAAAGCCGCUUUGAUAACAUUCGCAACAAAAUGCAAUCGUAA